This is a messenger RNA of Vigna unguiculata (cowpea), 1459 nucleotides long. RefSeq lists its product as uncharacterized. Gene Ontology annotation, biological process: regulation of DNA-templated transcription. Gene Ontology annotation, molecular function: DNA-binding transcription factor activity; DNA binding. The record is from RefSeq and is a predicted model, not a curated record. NCBI's taxonomy places the organism in Eukaryota, Viridiplantae, Streptophyta, Magnoliopsida, Fabales, Fabaceae.
UGUAAAACUUUGUGUCGAUAUCAACAACACGGCCUGCAAUGGUGGCAUUCUAAAAUACACAUGAAUUAUGCCCUAUGUGUCAUGCAGAUUUUGGCAUGUUCUUAUUUGUCCCUUUCGGAGAGAUGAAGAUGCUUGCCUUAUUAUUGAAGCUUAUAAACCGUGUUCCGUUGAAGCUCAAAAAAGGUUCGGUAAGUCACACAGGGGCAUGUUUUGAGAUUUCAUAAGAAGCAAAAAUGGGAGCAGUGAAUGAUGCAAACCGCAGCAGAAAGAAGUCAUCAUCAAGAGGGCACCACAGGUUCGUGGGGGUUCGACAAAGGCCAUCAGGGAGAUGGGUGGCGGAGAUCAAAGACUCUCUACAGAAGGUCAGGCUUUGGCUUGGAACAUUUGACACUGCUGAGGAUGCAGCUAGGGCAUAUGACAAUGCUGCUCGAGCCUUGAGAGGUGCCAAUGCAAGAACCAACUUUGAAUUGGCUGAAGCAACUUCUGGUGAUGCUUCUAAGCGUGGUGAUGGCGGUGGUUCAAGCUUUGUGCCCAAUUGCUCUGAACCCUUUUCUUUUGAGGAUGCAAAUGAGCCAGGUGAAGAAGCUGAAGGCCUUCUGGGUGCACUUAAGGCCAAACUGCUUGAUAGAAAGAAAGGGAAGUUUCACUUUCCAUUUCUUCCUAAUAGUGCUGCUUCCCCGCUUGUUCAAUCUGGCUUGGUUUCAACUCAGAAUAUUUGUUCCGCGGAGAAAGAUUUAUCAUUACCAUCAUCAGUUAAUAAUACUGUCCUCUCAAGUAUGAACGGAAGUGGAGCCAACCCUUUAGUUGGUGUUACGAGUACUUUAGCAACAUCAAACACUUGUUGUCCUAAGAGUGUGGUUAUCCCAAAUCAUGAUCACGAAGGUUCUUCUAGAGUCGAAUCUCAUCAACUUUGUGAAACCCCACCUGAGGCAACAUGGUUCAAUGAAGUGGCAUAUGAAUUGCCUUGGCCUACACAAUUUAUGAGCCAAGUUCCUGAUAAUAAUAGCCUUCUUGCAUCUGCAGCAUGGCCACUUUCUGGGGUGAUUGAGUCCAAUAUUGAUAUGGCAUGCCCAGAUCAAGGGUCAUCAAGUUGCAACAAAAGUGGCCAAAUGAUGAAUAUGGUGAGCAUGCAGUUACCUCUAGUUGGUGGUGGUGGUGCAACUGAAGGGCUUUGGACAUUGGAACAGCAACAAUUUGUGCAAUGUGAGAACAACGGUUGGUUUAGUUAUAAUGGCUCUUGGGAUCCUCUCCUAUAUGUUCCCUCUGAGCUAGCUUGAUUAUUAGUGUUAAAUAUUGUUUGUGAAACAAAUCUUAAUUAAGUUGUCGGUUCUUAAUACGUCUUGAUUUACCAAAAUCAUUCUUUAAUUUUACCUUCAUAAUGUAGACGACCCUUUUGUAUGCUCAAAGGUUUGACAAUUUUCUUCCGUGGUGUCUAAUUGUUCCUGUUCUUGAUAAAACU